Orbicella faveolata is the source of this 2379-nucleotide messenger RNA. RefSeq names its product GTP-binding protein 1-like. Gene Ontology annotation, biological process: translational elongation. The record is from RefSeq and is a predicted model, not a curated record. Gene Ontology annotation, molecular function: translation elongation factor activity; GTP binding; GTPase activity. NCBI's taxonomy places the organism in Eukaryota, Metazoa, Cnidaria, Anthozoa, Scleractinia, Merulinidae.
GCUGCAACGAGAAAACAUAAAUUGUUAUUGUUUUUGCCGGGCUGUGUUGCACCACACUUUCUCAGCUAGCGAGACUUUUGUGAAAUCAAGAGUAUAAAACCGAACCUCUCACUGUCAGUCUGCAGAACUUCGCCAGUGGACCUCAGCUCGCAUAACAAAAGAGACUUCCACUGUUCAAAUAGCUUUCCUGGAAAUUCAAUUGUUGCAAAUGAUGGUUCAAGAUUUCUAUUUUUCGUAAGGAGUGGUUUUCAGGUGUAAAAAAGAAUGAGUGCUGCUGCAGAGACCAUAAAUGUCGAGGAGAAAUUCUCAGGAUCCUCACUGACUAGUGCUCAAAAUGGAUCACCAGAUGGCGCUGACAACCUGUUUGCUCCGGAUGGUGAUGGCGAGUUUUACCUUGAGGAUGGUGGCACUUUAAAUGGCAAAGAACAAGGAGUUGAUCCAAGGGUGGCCUUGAUCAGUCCUGAUGAUGAACAGUUUGACUUUUUACUUCAUAAACUAAAGGAGAGGUUGGAUGAAGGACAUGGAGAGACUAUCUAUGAAGUUGGAGUUGGAGAUAGUACACCAAGUGGCCUCAAUGCAGAGGAUUUGAAAGCUUCAGUGGACUCCCUGAAACUGUUAUCCGAAGCCUGUGAUGCCGACAUUGUCUUGCUUAGAGAGAAAUCAGCAGAGGAAGGGACUGUUGCAGAGUAUCUUGUGCGCAACAGGGCAGAUGAAAGUGAUUUUAUGGAAGUGAGAGUGGCUGUGGUUGGUAAUGUGGAUGCAGGCAAAAGCACCUUACUGGGUGUGCUGACUCAUGGGGAACUAGACAACGGACGAGGCAUGGCAAGACAGAGGCUAUUCCGCCACAAACAUGAGAUGGAAUCAGGAAGAACCAGUAGUGUGGGAAAUGAUAUCCUGGGUUUUGACAGCAGAGGAGACGUUGUCAACAAGCCUGAUACUCACGGAGGAGGGCUUGAUUGGUCCAGGAUAUGUCAGAAGUCUUCAAAGGUGAUCACUUUUAUUGAUCUGGCUGGGCAUGAAAGAUACCUGAAAACAACUAUCUUUGGAAUGACUGGUCACGUUCCAGACUUUGCUAUGCUGAUGAUUGGAUCAAAUGCAGGAAUUAUAGGCAUGACAAAAGAACAUCUUGGGCUUGCACUAGCACUUAAUGUUCCUGUGUUUGUGGUGGUGACAAAGAUUGACAUGUGUCCACCCAAUGUACUCCAAGACACCAUGAAACUUUUAGCAAGGAUUCUGAAGUCUCCUGGUUGUCGUAAAAUCCCCGUCAUUGUGCAAAACACUGAUGAUGUAGUGGUUUCGGCAACAAACUUUGUUUCUGAAAGGGUGUGCCCAAUAUUCCAGAUUUCCAAUGUGACUGGUGAGAAUCUUGACCUCCUGAAAAUGUUUCUCAAUUUGCUUUCAAUCCGUGCACAUUUCAAGAAGGAUGAGCCCUCUGAGUUCCAGAUUGAUGACACCUACUCAGUACCGGGUGUUGGAACAGUAGUGUCAGGCACGUGUCUACGAGGAACCAUUCGACUGAAUGACGUCCUACUUCUCGGCCCAGACCCUCUAGGACAGUUUCAGCCAAUCACGGUCAAGACAAUACAUCGCAAGAGAAUGCCAGUGAAAGAACUUCGUGCAGGCCAAACGGCAUCAUUUGCUUUGAAAAAAAUAAAAAGAUCGCAGAUCAGGAAAGGAAUGGUUAUGGUGGAUAAACAAGUCAAACCACAAGCAUGCUGGGAAUUCGAAGCCGAGGUGUUGGUACUACAUCAUCCAACAACUAUCAGUACAAAAUACCAGGCCAUGGUCCACUGCGGAAGCAUGCGGCAAACAGCCACGAUAAUUCACAUGGAUAAAGAACAUCUACGGACAGGAGACAAAGCCAUGGUUCGUUUCCGCUUUAUAAAGCAACCAGAAUUUGUCAAACCGGAAACGCGAAUGAUCUUCAGAGAAGGAAGAACGAAAGCUGUCGGUACAAUACAGCGGAUAGACCCUACUGCGCAUCCUCCGCCGCUUGUUGGCGGGAAAGUGAAACACCGCGGACCAGGCAGAGGUACUCAACAGUCACGUGACAAAGGCAAAGAAGGAACCAGUGGGCAAGCGUCGUCUAACUCGGAAAGAACAGGGAAAAAAUAAAUCUACAACACACGCGUGUGCUUUUAGUGACGUAAUAUCCUCUGAAAAUUAUUUUAUUUUUAAAUUUUAGUCGUUAAUCUUCACUAUAGUUUUAUCCUAUUUAAAUUUCAAAAAAAGACAUUGCGAUCAUGUCGCAAUUUAGGGUUUUUUAAAAGUUAUCUUCUUUCUUCAUUCGUGUAGUUUUAGGAUUUGUGUUUGAUCGUGAGUUUUACGAUAAUUUAUGCAACAAACCUGCACAUCAAUUAAACUUAAGCGAAAAUCCGU